This is a messenger RNA of Priapulus caudatus, 2076 nucleotides long. Its product is annotated as achaete-scute homolog 2-like. Gene Ontology annotation, molecular function: DNA-binding transcription factor activity, RNA polymerase II-specific; RNA polymerase II transcription regulatory region sequence-specific DNA binding; protein dimerization activity. The record is from RefSeq and is a predicted model, not a curated record. Bases 196 to 939 code for a protein of 247 amino acids. Gene Ontology annotation, biological process: regulation of transcription by RNA polymerase II; developmental process. The transcript is spliced from 3 exons. NCBI's taxonomy places the organism in Eukaryota, Metazoa, Priapulida, Priapulimorpha, Priapulimorphida, Priapulidae.
GCUGGCGGGGAGGGGCGUGAACAGCAGUACUCACCUGUCGCCGCCUGCACGUGAACUAUAAAGUCUAACGGACCCUGCGUGCGAGCGACUGUAAACGCACGACGUCGCGGCAGUGAGCAUCAGCGCGCAGCAGAUCUCAUUCGAGACGAUCCGAUUUUACCGGACAUUUACAGAUUGCACAGAAGCACCGUCGUCAUGCAAACGGACCUCUUAUACACGGACGCUCGCGCGAUGGACGCGUCGAGUUUACAGCAAGCGCAUCAAUACAGGCCGCUACGGACGAGCAGGGACAACGACUCGUCGCGAUGCAGGAGACCGAGCGAAGGAGCGAAGCAGCAGAAGGUGGCGCCGCGCUCGCUGUCGCGUCGCAACCAGCGCGAGCGCAAUCGCGUGAAGCUGCUCAACACGGCGUUCGGGUCGCUGCGCGACCACGUGCCGGACGGAGAGAACAAUAAGAAGCUGAGCAAGGCCGACACGCUCAAGUCGGCCAUCGACUACAUCGGCGAGCUGCAGCAGCUGCUGCACGACGUGCAGCGCUACGACGCGGCGACCGCCGCCGCGACGUACGGCGACGGCGGACUCGCGCUCUCCGCGUACCUGCCCGCGUCAUCAGCAUCGUCACCGUACUCGAGCGCGUCGCCGUCCGUAUUUUCGAUGACGUCACCAGGCGACUACUCGGCGACGUCGCCGGGAGCGUAUUCGGCCGUCCCGUAUUCGGCAUCGUCAUCGUCGCCGUACGCUGCGCCUGCCGUCGUUCACGUGCCGGCAUCGCCAUCGGCGUCGUACGCUGCCGCCGGCUACUACCAGGAUGACGGCAGAUUGGCGGCGCUCAGCACAGGCUCGGCUUCCCCCACCGAGCUGUCGGACACGGGCUGCGGAGACGCGGGGGUGAGUCCGGGACGGGAAGGAGCAAUGCCCUUCAACCACUGGCUGCUGUGAACCUGAUACAGAGGAACUGCUGCCGAUUCUAGUCAACACAAGUCAACGACGUACCAUUCCACCGCCGCUGCUGUUCAACCAUCUUACGUUGCGCUCGAUAAAUACUUCAUUAUUAACAAGUCAGCAGACGUGUAAAGACGACUCGAUCCUGAUGGGGGGUUGCGAUCACCUCACGCGAGGGCAAGCACGUGGAGCAAGCACCCCGGCACGUACGGGUCAAAGCUCGCCAACCCCAGCGUUCAGCCGACUAUCGCAUCUGCUCAAAAGUACAAGCUCCUACGGAUGUUCAACACUGAUAGACAACCUCGAUGCUGACUAAAGACAACGUAGGACAUAUAGCAUGUGAUUCAGCAUGUGAUAAUGGCCGAAAUAUGUCCGUCGAUCUUUUAAAGUAUCAAGAGAAGGCACUCUGCCUAUACGUCUGUAGAAGUGAUACUUGCGAUUUAAUGUGGGAUUGUUACUUAAACAGUUUUAUUCAAGAUUAAAGCGUAUUAUUUUUCGAGCGCUUGUACGCUAAGACAUACUGAGCAAAUGACCAAGAAAUAUCAGUUCGCUACACAUCUUUCGCGCAUGGCCUGCGGUUAAAUUUGGACGUUGACCAUUCAUAUAAUAUCGAUGGCACACGGGUAAAUAGUGCGUUGACUUGACAAUCUAUUGCCCAACACGCAAAACCGACGCUAUCGUUAUUAGUUAUGCAGCUAAUAAUUAUUACGUUAUAAUCAAUUCGAUAGAGCGAUAGAUGAUUUCGCCCGAGGAUCUUGUAGGAAUGCUAGAUAUUUCUCCUUUAUAUUUAUACUAUGACAAUACCUGUGUACUGCAUAUUUUAUAAGUAUUGGGCCUGUAGAUAACGUAUUUGACGAGAAUAGAUAUGCAGGUAUAUAAGAUUUUAGUUUUAGUUUCAUACAGCGCUAGAAGCUGCCAUGACAUGAUGGGUGGAGUAGCUAUUAUUUUGUUUGAUUCAUUAAAUAAGUAAUCGUAAAUUCACUUACUCAAUGUUUAAUUCAUAUCUUAUUUCACGUAAUGCAGUGCAAAUAAUAGACCAAUCGUGUACAUAAUUUUGCCUUUUUGUUGUAUCAUAUACUUUAUACUUUAAAUAUAUUAAUCAUAUAUAUUAAAAACGAUUUUUCAUAAAACAUC